This is a messenger RNA of Rotaria sp. Silwood1, 678 nucleotides long. NCBI's taxonomy places the organism in Eukaryota, Metazoa, Rotifera, Eurotatoria, Philodinida, Philodinidae. The record is from the annotation of a GenBank genome assembly.
AUGGGUGUUGUUGGAUCAUUGCCUUCUCCACUUCCAGCAUCUACAUCAAAUAAUACCACAGAACUAUCACAUGAAGAAGCAGUAGAUGAAUGCAGCUACUCUAUUAUGACGAUGGAUACCAAUGAUAUGCAUAAGAACUUGCCAACAAAUUCAAAUGUUAAUGAUGAUGAUAAUAAAUCUGAUGAUCAAAAGUGUUCUAUACCGAAAGCUCCUGUAACUUUAACAUAUGGUCCUAUAAAUGUAACUGUUCGUCCAUCUGCGGCACCAACAUUAGCAACAGGACGUCGUUCAAAAUUUGCUAAACUUGAAGGUGAUGCAGCUAUAAAACGUGAAAUACGACGUAAAAGAAAUCGUGAAGCAGCAAGAAAAUUAAAAGAAAAACGAGAAUUUAUUGAACGACAAUUAGAACUAAAAAUUAGUGAAUUAGAAUCUCAACAACAAGAUUUAUUAAUGACAGUUAAAAAUCUUGAAUUAUAUAAAGGACAACUUGAAAUACAAUAUCGACAAGUUAUUUCUCUUCAAGCAAAACUUUCUGAAAAAGCCAUGUUAACCUUAAAACAAGUUGAACGCAAUCGACAAAUAUAUCAAAGUGUUCCUGUUUAUCAUAAUAAUAAUGCACGUAUAAAACAAGAACCACGUCCUUCAUCACCACAAUGGCAAUUACUUUUUAGUAUUUAA